Chrysemys picta bellii (western painted turtle) is the source of this 2051-nucleotide messenger RNA. RefSeq names its product glycine N-acyltransferase-like protein 3. Gene Ontology annotation, molecular function: glycine N-acyltransferase activity. NCBI's taxonomy places the organism in Eukaryota, Metazoa, Chordata, Testudines, Emydidae. The record is from RefSeq and is a predicted model, not a curated record. Gene Ontology annotation, cellular component: mitochondrion.
GGCUGGAGCAGCCCCUGAGGGAGAGCCAGACCCAGCGGGGACAGGACCAGCUGCUGCCAGGCAAGGACCUCACUGCCUCACGGACACCUUGUCUCUCUAUCUUCACAGCGGUUGCCGCUUAACCUGGCAGAGAGACUGUCCAGGGCAUCCCCUGUGCCAUCCCUGCUGGAAUCUGCCGAGGGCCCAUCCACACCACAGAUGCUGAUCCUGAGCUGCUCCUCCAAGCUGCGGCUGCUAGAGGGGACACUACAGAGGGGCUGCCGCAAUACAUUGCCGGUCUAUGGCACUGUGAAGACCAUAAACCGGGGGAACCCAGCUGUGCAGGAGGUUCUGGUGGAUUCAUGGCCCGAAUUCAAAGUCUUCCGCACCUGGCCAGGCAGAGAGGUGGCAUCGGAUGACUCUGAUUUCUACACCAACACAUACACAGUGUACUACCGGGACCUAGGUGCCCACCGGGCGCUUCUGGGCAGUGCAGGGCUCCAGGAUGGAGCGUAUGAAGUCUCCAAGGACAGCACUGAGGCUAAGGGGAUCAAGCUAGAGGUGUUCCGCUACUUCACCUAUUUUCACCCAGAUCCCAGCUCCAUGCCUGAGAUCAGGCUGGACCCGGCCGUGAGGCUCUCGUCCCUGGAUGUCUCCCACGCCGACCUGCUGAAUGAGACAUGGGCCUUUGGGGGGAACGAGAAAAGCAGGAAGUACCUGGCCAGCCUGAUCCGCCACUUCCCCAGUGUCUGCCUGCUGGAUGCUGCUGGCCACCCGGUCAGCUGGAUCGCUUCCGACCCGUUUGGUGCCAUGGGGCCUGGCUACACUCUGCCCCAGCACCGGGGGCGCGGCUACAUGGGGAUGCUGACUAAUUUGAUAGCCAAGCGGUUGCACGCACUAGGCUAUCCCAGCUACGGCUAUGUGGCCAUGGAGAACUACCCCAUGCAGAGGUUGCAGGAGACGCAGGGCUUCCAGCGCCAGCCCAACCUGUGCUACUUCAUUCUUCAUAACCCAGCAGCGGCAAAAGCCCCCACAUUAACCCCCAGCCCAGCACCAGGCACAGCACCCCCGUGAGUCCCCAGCCCAACCGCCCAGGGGACCUGACAAGGGAGCGGGGCAGGGGAGUAUGGGGAUCAUUGUUAGCCAAGUGAAAUCAGUAACAUCUCCCAGCUCUAGCCUCACAUUGGGCCUGCGACCCCCAAGCCCCACAGGCCUUGCCCUCCCGCACAGUCCUAUACCCACCUUUAAAGGGUCUGUCCUACUCUUCCGAGCCCAUAACCUGCCCUUCUUGAUGGCCCCUACCACCCCAGACCCAUACACACAGCACCCCUGUCCCACUUCCCUACACUGCCCCAUCCCGGCUCCUCUUCCAGACACUCCAGCAACGGCUCAAUGAUCUUCCACCCAAUCUAGCUACAUGAUCACCUGCCUCCUGCAUCCGCUCUGCUCCUCCUCCUGUUUUCCCUGGGACAUCCUGCUCAGCGUAUUGCAUCUCUACCUCCUCCACACAGUGUGUCACCCUCCCCCGACUCUACCAGAGACAUCUUCCCCAGAUCUCUCUCUCCCCCGUUCCCUGGGGCUUGUCACGUCUCUUGCUGUUGCACCCUGCUCUCAUCAGCUCUUUCCCCAUCUCCUGGACUAUACAAGCCGGGGCAGCUUUAAGUGGGGUGGGAGGGGCUGGGCAAUAGGUCCCCAUUCAGCAACAUCUCCUUGAGCACAGCGUGCUCUAACCCAUGAUGCUUCUAACCCAUGAUGGAUCUGGCUGUUCCCCAUUGAUACUAACCAGCCCGAGAGUGUUCCCAUGCCAAGGACUCCCUCAAGGGCCAGUCUGUCUCAGUAACUUAAGGGUUAAAUACCUCCCAGGGAUCUUGAUUAUCCUCAAUCCAAACUUCACUAUCCCCAAGGACUCCCAGCCUGAGGUCACACUCAAAAGCAAUCCAGAUGUGUUAAAUUCAGCACCACACAGCCAAGACACCCAAAUCCCCUUAACUCCACCCACCGGCAUUGACCGAUUGCAGGAAGUGUUUCUGGCUUCCUGAUCCCAGCUGCAAUUAAAUUUAUUGUUGAAGACA